CUCUGUUCCGGAACCAGCGGCACCUUUCCUGUAGUCUAAGUUCGCUAGCGGCUGGAAUCCGGCUGCCUGUUGAGGGAGGAGGGUGUGGUGGGUUGAACGCCAUUCUACUAAAUCCUGAGUUAGACCAUGGAUUCAGUUUUAGUCUCUUAAAAAGAAAGUGAUGUUGGAGGUUAUUUUUAAUUUGGGGUAGCAGCAGGUUGACCCCAGGGCCCAACGCAAGGUGAUUUAACUUUAUGCUGCUCCUGUGUUUGGAGGAGGACCAAAAAAAAGUCCCACCUGGCAAAAUUUCCAUAACCUCUUCAGUAGAAAACUCCAGGUAUUUAAAAAAUUGCGAUAGUUCUUGUUGUGUCAAGCUUCUUCAGGUGGAGCUCCCAGGGUUAGCUAGGUUUUGGGUUUGAAACAGAUGCAGAGUCCAAAGGCAGUGCAGAAAACAGCCAACGAUUUUGCUAUGCCUCUGAGCUGCAAGAUAACCAGACAGCUCAAUGGAGUCUGAGCAACUGUUCCAUAGAGGUUACUAUAGAAACAGCUAUAACAGCAUAACCAGUGCGAGUAGUGAUGAGGAGCUUUUAGAUGGAGCAGGUGUCAUUAUGGACUUCCAGACUUCUGAAGAUGACAACUUGUUAGAUGGUGACACAGUAGUUGGAACUCAUUACACAAUGACAAAUGGAGGCAGCAUUAACAGUUCUACACACCUGCUGGAUCUUUUGGAUGAACCAAUUCCAGGUGUUGGUACAUAUGAUGAUUUCCAUACUAUUGACUGGGUGCGAGAGAAAUGUAAAGACAGAGAAAGGCAUAGACGGAUCAACAGCAAAAAGAAAGAAUCAGCAUGGGAAAUGACAAAAAGUUUAUAUGACGCAUGGUCAGGAUGGCUGGUCGUAACACUAACGGGAUUGGCAUCGGGGGCAUUGGCUGGAUUAAUAGACAUUGCUGCCGAUUGGAUGACUGACCUAAAGGAGGGCAUUUGCCUUAAUGCAUUGUGGUACAACCAUGAGCAGUGCUGUUGGGGGUCUAGUGAGACCACAUUUGAGGAGAGGGAUAAAUGUCCACAGUGGAAAACAUGGGCAGAAUUAAUCAUUGGUCAGGCAGAGGGUCCUGGUUCUUACAUCAUGAACUACAUAAUGUACAUCUUCUGGGCCUUGAGUUUUGCCUUUCUGGCAGUUUCCCUGGUAAAGGUAUUUGCUCCAUAUGCUUGUGGCUCUGGAAUCCCAGAGAUUAAAACUAUUUUGAGUGGAUUCAUCAUCAGGGGUUACUUGGGAAAAUGGACUUUAAUGAUUAAAACCAUUACAUUAGUACUGGCUGUGGCAUCAGGUUUGAGUUUAGGAAAAGAAGGUCCCCUGGUACAUGUUGCCUGUUGCUGUGGAAAUAUCUUCUCCUACCUCUUUCCAAAGUAUAGCACAAAUGAAGCUAAAAAAAGGGAGGUGCUGUCAGCUGCCUCAGCUGCAGGUGUUUCUGUAGCUUUUGGUGCACCGAUUGGGGGAGUUCUGUUUAGCCUGGAAGAGGUUAGCUAUUAUUUUCCUCUUAAAACUUUAUGGAGAUCGUUUUUUGCUGCUUUAGUUGCUGCAUUUGUUUUGCGAUCCAUUAAUCCAUUUGGAAAUAGCCGUCUGGUUCUUUUUUAUGUGGAAUACCAUACACCAUGGUACCUUUUUGAACUGUUUCCUUUUAUUCUCCUCGGGGUAUUUGGAGGGCUUUGGGGAGCCUUUUUCAUUAGGGCAAAUAUUGCCUGGUGUCGUCGACGCAAAUCCACCAAAUUUGGAAAGUAUCCUGUCCUUGAAGUCAUUAUUGUUGCAGCCAUUACUGCUGUGAUAGCCUUUCCUAAUCCAUAUACGAGGCUGAACACCAGUGAACUGAUUCGAGAGCUUUUUACAGACUGCGGGCCCCUGGAAUCCUCUUCUCUUUGUGACUACAAAAAUGACAUGAAUGCCAGUAAAAUUGUCGAUGAUAUUCCUGACCGUCCAGCAGGCCUCGGAGUAUAUUCAGCUAUAUGGCAGUUAUGCUUAGCCCUCAUAUUUAAAAUCAUAAUGACAGUAUUCACUUUUGGUAUCAAGGUUCCAUCAGGCCUGUUCAUCCCCAGCAUGGCCAUUGGGGCCAUUGCAGGAAGGAUUGUGGGGAUUGCCGUGGAGCAGCUUGCCUAUUACCACCAUGACUGGUUUAUCUUUAAGGAGUGGUGUGAGGUCGGGGCUGAUUGCAUUACUCCUGGCCUUUAUGCCAUGGUUGGUGCUGCUGCGUGCUUAGGUGGUGUGACAAGGAUGACCGUCUCUUUGGUGGUUAUUGUUUUUGAGCUCACUGGAGGCCUGGAGUAUAUUGUUCCCCUUAUGGCCGCAGUAAUGACCAGUAAAUGGGUUGGAGACGCCUUUGGUAGGGAAGGCAUCUAUGAAGCGCACAUUCGGUUAAAUGGAUACCCUUUCUUGGAUGCAAAAGAAGAAUUCACUCAUACCACCCUGGCUGCUGAUGUCAUGAGACCUCGAAGGAAUGAUCCUCCCUUGGCCGUCCUGACCCAGGACAAUAUGACAGUGGAUGACAUAGAAAAUAUGAUUAAUGAAACCAGUUACAAUGGCUUCCCUGUCAUCAUGUCAAAAGAAUCUCAGAGAUUAGUGGGAUUUGCCCUCAGAAGAGAUCUGACAAUUGCAAUAGAAAGUGCAAGAAAAAAACAAGAAGGAAUCGUGGGCAGUUCCCGUGUGUGUUUUGCCCAGCACACCCCGUCUCUUCCGGCAGAAAGCCCCCGGCCCCUGAAGCUGCGCAGCAUUCUUGACAUGAGCCCGUUCACAGUGACAGACCACACGCCCAUGGAGAUCGUGGUGGACAUUUUCCGAAAGCUGGGUCUGAGGCAGUGCCUUGUAACUCACAAUGGGAUUGUCUUGGGGAUCAUCACAAAGAAGAACAUAUUAGAACAUCUGGAGCAACUAAAGCAGCGCAUCGAGCCCUUGGCGCCUCCUUGGCAUUAUAACAAAAAAAGAUAUCCUCCGUCAUAUGGCCCAGACGGCAAACCAAGACCCCGCCUCAGUCAUGUUCAACUGAAUCUCACGGAUGAGGAGAGAGAGGAGGCAGAAGAGGAAGUUCAUUUGUUGAACAGCACAACUCUGUAACCCGAGGGAGCGUCUGCUUACAGUUCUCCUUUAGACAAGCAAACAGACAAACAAAAAGGAGAUAUAAAAGCCAGGCUUUUGCAGCAUGGUUUGUGAAUAGUGCUGCUGGAAUAAAGGAAUUGUUUGAGGAGGGGAAGGAGAAAGAAGGAAAUGAGUGAGGUAGAGCAGCCAACCCACUCCUGUUCUGCAUGGAUGCGUUUUCUGCCGAGGACGAUGUAUCCUGAGAGUGAGGCUUGAGCCCCAGCAGAGAGGACCCUGGAGCCCAGCUCUGAGCGCCUGGCCUGUUACUCCACCGUCGCAAAGACACGAAAUCAGUCCCUGUUCCUGGAGGGAUAACUUUGAAUUGAGCCAUCUGUAAGACUGCAGGUCUUGCCCUUUUUUUUUUAAAUCAAAACUGUUCUGUUUGAUUCAUGAAUUGUAUAGUUAAGCAUUACCUUUCUACAUUCCAGAAGAGUUCCCAACCCCCUUCCCACCCUCCCCCCCUCUCUCUCUCUCUCUCUCUCUCUCUCUCUCGCUCUCUCUCGCUGUAACAAAGCCUCUUUAAAUCGGUGUACCCUUUGAAGCAGUCCUUUCUCAUAUUGAGAUGAACUGUGAUUUUACUGAGGUUUCAUACAAGAAAGGAGUGUUUCUUGUGCCGCUAGCCCUGCCGCUGGCACCAUCACCGAGUGCCUGGAGCAGUCGCAGGCACCGCAGCAGAGGCUGACCAGACAGGGAAACUCUCCAGUGCAGCAUGAACGACCCCCCUCCGCUCGUGUGCCGUGUGGUUCCGAAUCCACAAUGAAACGUGACUUGUACGGAUAAAGUCUUCUUUCUUUUUUUUUCUCUCAGACUUCAUGGGUAAUGUGGCCUGGUCUUACGCAUAUUUCCUGUCUCUAAAACUACUAUGAUAUGCAAGUGCAGUGUGGCGUAAGGAGACAGUGUUGCUGCUUUGUCGGUAAAGAGAAGGAAAUAGCCUGUCUAGCUGUAUCGGUAUUAACUGCAUGUUUAAACACUGGAAUCUUUUUUCUUGAAAUAUGAUCAGUCAUUUUUUUCUUUCCUCAAGAUAUUUUACUGCUGACACUGAAGAAAUGUAAUUCAUAACUUGCACUAAAUGUAUAUUUCUUCUCCUAAAAAUUUACCAUUCUUAUUUAUAUUUUUAUGGAUUAAAAUUUAUAAAAUACAGAUCAGUUAAUAUUUCACUUAAAUAAUUUUACCUUUUUAAUGCAAUUUUUAUAGACUAAUUCAGACUUACAAAUAUGGAGAUAUGAACAAAGUUUACAGUGGGAAGGAGGGUGUACGUGAGGCGGUGGCAGCUUCUCUCUGGUCCAGUGUGUACAUAACCCUUUCUCUGGUCUUCACUGCCACCCUCCGCCCUGUCCAUUCUGACUCAUUAACUGGAGUGAGGAAACACUACACAUCACUUUGCAGGUUAAAAUCAAAUGUUAAAUAGUGUUUACCUUUUAAGAAAAUCAAGUGGAAACAAUAAAAUUGCAAAGGUAGCAGUUAAAAUCAUAAUCUGAACAUAAGCUUUGAAUCUUUGGGUACAUCGCAUCCAGAAGUGUUCUGUUCGGUGACAUUUUGACUGGCCACAGUGCACAUUUUCGCAGGAUGAAUUGAAAAGGUAUGGGGGUGUUUUGGGGAUUUUUGUUUUUGGAAAUGUCUGUCUUAAUCAUGAUCUGAGUUCACUGUUGGCAAAGGCAGUUUUACCUGAAGGACUGGCCUAAAUAUCUGUGAUUAUGCAUUCUGGGUCAGAAAGUGAAAUUUCUGCAGACCGACAUUUUCUGAAACAAUUGGCAAUGAGCUGCUCUUUGGAAAUAUCUCUCUUCCUGGCUUUUAAUGAUAAUAAUAUAUCUGUAAGAUCUUGAAGAUUUAUAAGAUCAUGAAGCCAUAUUAGAAUAACAGUUGAAAGUUGAGCAAAAUUUUAGCAAUUUUGUGAAACAUGCUUAGUUUUGCUAGCUGCCUAAAAUUAGAAUUUUCUCCAAGACAUUCCCCACUUUGGCAGACUUCCGGUUUCCUUGGUGGCCUUUCCAAGUUUAUUUGACCAUGCAGAUUGGAAUAACUUCUAAAUGAUAGUCCUGUAUAACUUACCUCCAGUUUGUCUGAGUGCAUUUGCAGUGUGCAAGGCACUGCUAGAGUGGGAGCCCCGCAGGACCGGCUACUGAAUAACUUGCUUGUCCUCAGUUACAAGCCGUCAAGGGAGAGAUGAGCUUUGCAGAUAGAUAGCUUCAUAACAUUGAACUUCACAUGGAUUUCUUUUUUCAUGUUUUCUUUUUUGAUUUUGGGAUCUCCUUUUGUUGCCCAUCCUGCUUCAGAGACUGACAUUUCAGGGUGGAUAGUAAUUUUUUCCUUGAUUUGUUUCCACCUUGAUGUGUCUUACAGUUGAAAUACAGGAAAAGUGCCAUAUUUUUAUGCAUUCAGUGGUUUUCUUUGGUAUUCUGAUCUGUCCCAUUUUUCUUUUUGAUAUGUUGAGGUGUCUGCUUUUUAACCAAACCAUGAAUAGUGGAGACCAUGAAAUACAUGUGCCUAGCUGAUUGACAAAUUGACUGCUGGAGUGAGUGGAGCGCCUUAUUUGAGUACCCUUUUUGAGAAGGUAUGAUGAGAAUGGGCAAGGCUGUCAGCAUCUCUUAAUAAUUGUUUUCAGUUUGGUUCAUGAAGAACGCUUAGUUUGUUAAUCUGUGAUGUUGCCUAGAGCUGUAUUUAUCUGUUUUCAUUUAUACUAGUGUAGCAAAGCUGCGUAUCAUUACAGUAAAAAUGAUUACUGUGAUGAGUUAAUCAGAAUAUCUAUUAAAAUCUGUAUGACAA
Artibeus jamaicensis (Jamaican fruit-eating bat) is the source of this 5864-nucleotide messenger RNA. It is a transcript of the gene CLCN3, whose product is annotated as chloride voltage-gated channel 3. The record is from RefSeq and is a predicted model, not a curated record. Gene Ontology annotation, cellular component: early endosome; membrane; synaptic vesicle. Lineage: Eukaryota; Metazoa; Chordata; Mammalia; Chiroptera; Phyllostomidae. Gene Ontology annotation, molecular function: voltage-gated chloride channel activity. Gene Ontology annotation, biological process: transmembrane transport; chloride transport. The coding region runs from base 483 to 3083 and encodes 866 amino acids. The transcript has 14 exons.